AUGUUGGAGGCCGACAGUUCUUGUUUUAAAUGGAAUCAGGAGAAACGUUAUUUAUGGACCAGCGUUUUGUUCGGAGGGCUUAGCAUGCUGGCAAAGGAAACUGGGAUAACAGUGUUUCCUCUAAACUUGGUGUUUGACAUGUAUCUUUCUUGGCCAAGCAUAAAAGAGGCUAUUUAUGAGGCAAAAUGGAGCAAGGAGACACAACAGUUUACAAGUCGUUCUUUUAAGAUUCUAGCGUCGCUUGGACUAUUAUUGUGUGCGCGGUUGGCGUUAUUGCAAGGUUCUCUCCCUAAAUUUUCGCCUCAGGAUAAUCCAACGGCUUUUCACCCAUCUUUUGCAGUAAGAUUUCUUACAUUCUGCUAUCUAGCGGCAUUUAACUGGUGGCUGCUUCUGUGCCCUGCAACUCUUUCGCAUGAUUGGCAGAUGGGAUCAAUUCCAUUAGUAACUUCAGUCACCGAUUCAAGAAAUUUAGUGACAUUCCUAUUUUUCAUCUGUGCGCUACUAUUGGUAAUAAGAAGUUUAAUGGAUUUUGAAAGCCAGAAACACAGUCCUUUGGUGUUAGGACUACUACUUCUUGUAAUACCGUUUAUUCCUGCUACAAAUUUGUUAGUAACCGUUGGCUUUGUUGUUGCUGAAAGGGUGCUCUACAUACCAAGUCUGGGUUGUAUUCUACUAGUAGUAUAUGGAAUGAAAAUAUUAUGGAAUACAUACCCUCGCAACCGACCAACCCUCAAUGGACUGAUUGCCUUUCUCAUAGUCAUGAGUUCCCUCCGAACGGUUGUUAGAAAUAGGGAUUGGCGUUCUCGGGAAUCGUUACUCAGAUCCGGCCUCUCCAUCCUCCCACACAAUGCGAAAAUGCAUUAUAACUAUGCUAAUUUCUUACGAGAUUCAUCUAGCGUAGAACUAGCUCGGAUGCACUACAAGAGAGCACUGAAGUUGUGGCCAACAUAUGCGAGUGCGUAUAAUAAUUUAGGAACUUUGCUGGCUAACGAAUCAGAAGCAGAAAGUCAUUUCCUUUCUGCCAUACACUAUUCAUCGGAUCACAUUAACGCUCACUACAAUUUGGGUCAACUGUACAGAAAAUUAAAUCGAACAUCUGAGGCAACGUACAUGCUCAAGAGAUGCAUUAAACUCGAUCCUACCUUCACUCUCGCUUACCUCGAGCUCGCUCGGUUAAAAGGAUCGUCUGAUUUGAGCGUAGGGCCGCUUCUGGAACAAGUGGUCUCCGUCAACAGCGACGAUUCUUAUUACAUUCUUCUUUAUGCUCACUGGCUUCUCAGUAAAGGUCGCCGGCAUUCAGCUUUAAUCUUUUACUCGAAGGCUCUAUCGGUAAAUCCCUCUUAUCAGCCGGCUUUGCUGGGGACGUUGAGAGUGCUCAAGAAACUUGGACAAAGCUCUAGACUUUUCCAACUUCAAAACCGUUUUUACUCGUUAAAUCGACAACGUCGUGGAGAAAUCCAAUUACCUCACACAUUUCUCGAGGAUCUUCAAAUUAAAUCUGAACUUAUUGGAAAAGCGAGGCUCUAUGACGGUCAUGUCUCUGACAGCAAGGACAAAAGGAAUGCAACCUCUCCCAAUAUUUCGUCGAAGUAUUCGUCUCUUCUAUCGUCAUAUUGCGAGAAAUCUAAUAAGAAACCAGCAACAACCGGAGAAGUGAAAUCCUUGACCAAACCAAGCAAGUCUAAUUUGACAAUUCAGAAGUCAUCGACGUUUUGCUUGGUAUAACAUUACUUCGACAAAAUCUGACACUAAUUUUUCUUUCAUUUUGGAAGCAUCGAAAUUCCGAUCAGUAUUUUUGAGUUUGAUUUCCUAAUAAAUAAACGUUUGCAAUACGUAACAUGUACACAAUAAGGCAAAGUCUUAACAUUUUCAGUAUGAUUAAGUGAGCAUUUAGUACCUAAAGUCAGUAUUUGUUAAGAGAUUUAAAAAGUUAUACCGUUAUACCAGUAAUAAUUAUUAGAUAUGUAGUCGUACUGACCUUGGGCUGUGAUUAUUAUAUUUAUCAGUAAAAAUUUAGUU
Messenger RNA from Agrilus planipennis (emerald ash borer), 2019 nucleotides. RefSeq names its product transmembrane and TPR repeat-containing protein 1-like. Gene Ontology annotation, molecular function: mannosyltransferase activity; protein binding. The transcript is spliced from 13 exons. Lineage: Eukaryota; Metazoa; Arthropoda; Insecta; Coleoptera; Buprestidae. Gene Ontology annotation, biological process: protein O-linked glycosylation via mannose. The record is from RefSeq and is a predicted model, not a curated record. Bases 1 to 1725 code for a protein of 574 amino acids.